This is a messenger RNA of Lathyrus oleraceus (garden pea), 1134 nucleotides long. RefSeq names its product soluble inorganic pyrophosphatase 4. Gene Ontology annotation, cellular component: cytoplasm. The record is from RefSeq and is a predicted model, not a curated record. The coding region runs from base 230 to 880 and encodes 216 amino acids. Gene Ontology annotation, biological process: phosphate-containing compound metabolic process. The transcript has 9 exons. Gene Ontology annotation, molecular function: inorganic diphosphate phosphatase activity; magnesium ion binding. NCBI's taxonomy places the organism in Eukaryota, Viridiplantae, Streptophyta, Magnoliopsida, Fabales, Fabaceae.
UUAAUUAGUUUCUCUGUACAUUUUCCUUAAACAGCAAACAGAGCGGGAAGAGGACGCGUCGCGUACACCUCACAUCUUCCCAUUUCCUUUCUCUACUUAACCAUCCUCUUUCCUUCUUCCAUUCCAUUGCAUACUCAACAAGCAACCAUUUCAUUCUCCUCGAGAUCUGUGCUUCCUCUUCUUCCUUCUCUCCCUUCUUCCUUAACUGUCGUUUUUUCAGGCUGAAGAUAUGGCUCCACCAAUUGAGACCCCAAACAAGGUUCAAUCCUCGAAUUAUACCUCACCUCCACCUCUUAAUGAGAGGAUCCUUUCAUCCUUGACAAGGAGAUCUGUUGCUGCACACCCUUGGCAUGAUCUUGAAAUAGGCCCUGAAGCUCCCAAGAUCUUCAACUGUGUGGUUGAAAUUGGGAAAGGAAACAAGGUGAAAUAUGAACUUGACAAAAAAACCGGACUUAUUAAGGUUGACCGUGUGCUUUACUCAUCAGUUGUGUAUCCUCACAACUAUGGGUUUGUCCCCCGCACUAUUUGUGAGGAUGGUGAUCCCAUCGAUGUCUUGGUCAUUAUGCAGGAGCCAGUUCUUCCAGGAUGCUUUCUUCGGGCCAAAGCUAUUGGACUCAUGCCUAUGAUUGAUCAGGGUGAGAAAGAUGACAAGAUAAUUGCUGUCUGUGCUGAUGAUCCCGAGUAUAGGCAUUUCAAUGAUAUCAAGGAGCUCCCUCCACAUCGUUUAGCUGAAAUUCGUCGUUUUUUUGAAGAUUACAAGAAGAACGAGAACAAGGAAGUUGCAGUAAAUGACUUUCUCCCUGCCUCAUCUGCCUAUGAAGCGAUCGAGCAUUCCAUGACCUUGUAUGCGGACUAUGUGGUGGAGAGCUUGAGGCGGUAGCUUUGAUGCAUAUGGGAUUUUGUUUGGUCGUGAAGAUAUAUUUUGAAGGCUGCCAUGCCAUGCCAUUUUAUAACUAAGAUUACGACUGAAAAAGAUAUUUUGUAUCGUAUUACUGUCAUAUUCCUAUAGCAUGUACAUUUGUCUCACAAAGGACAAGUAACUACACAUGCAUAUCCUACACACAUAUAUUUUGCUUGACUUUUAUUUUUAAAUGAUAUAUUCGUUUAUUAAUAUUCAAAUCUGUUUUAAUAUCA